CCGGGGACGGGUCUUUUCUGAUGGAGGGAGCGUGGGAAGUGGAGAGAGCUGGAUCUGGCUCUACAUGGAGCUUUCCCUGCCCUCCGUCUGCUCUCAAAUCAGACUGACAGACUGGUGAAGUAAUCAGAACAGAGCCGCCACUGCCUACAGAUACUUUUCCCUCUCUCUAAAGCCUGCUGCUGGACCCUCUGGCUUGCUUUUCAGCCUCAUCAUUCUCUGAAAUAGCUGUUUUGGAUCUCAUUUUAAAGUUUUUGGGUCUUCUGAUUGUGAGGAGCAAGAGACAUGAAACAGGUGGUUGCUGGAACUGGGGAUAUCAGAGGGAAAGUGUUUGAGGGGACAGUGAAAGUAAUGUGAAGAUGUCUGGCCGGGCACUAUGGGAUUGGACGCUGCAGCUGGAAUGUGCUGCGCUCAGCCUGAUUACUUGGUGUCGAGCUUAAGAAAAUGCCUCUCUCUUUUACUAUUUGGACACCAUGCAGUUUGUGUGUUCUUGCUGACCGCACAUGUGUAGGUGUGUUCUGGCUUUUGCGGUCAAGAUAUUCCAGGAUCUCUUCAGAAUUGACACACCAGUGAAUAAUCUAACGGAGCCAGUGCGGAGGAAUUAUCUGCUGUCAGGACCUGCGCCGGGCUGAUAGGCAAACGCAGGGCCACCGCAAGGUGAGAAGGACAGCUGCAGGGGGAAGGGAAGGAAAACUCAGGGUCCGAUGAUGCCGUCUUCCACUAUGCAGAUGUUCGCCUUCAUUCUGGCAUUGCUUGGGGUUGUGAGUGCCACAGUGGCCACACUGCUACCCAACUGGAAGGUGAGUGCCGAUGUGGGCUCCAACAUCAUGACUGCUAUCUCGCAGAUGCAGGGGCUGUGGAUGGACUGUACCUGGUACAGCACCGGAGUCUUCAGCUGCUCGCUUAAGUACUCGGUGCUGGCGUUGCCGGCUUAUCUUCAGACUGCACGCACCACUAUGGUGCUGUCCUGCAUGAUGGCGACAAUGGGACUCUGCCUCGCUGCCCUAGGGCUGAAAUGCACUCGCUGGGGUGGCAGUUAUCGCUCUAAGGGACAUACGGCCAUUUCCGCAGGGGCUUGCUUCGUCAUUGCAGGGAUCCUGUGUUUGGUGCCCGCAUCCUGGUUCACCAAUGAAGUCAUCACUACGUUUAUGGACUCCAAAGUGCCCAAGAGCAGCAAAUAUGAACCGGGAGCUGCAGUGUACGUAGCAUUUGUAUCGGCAGGAUUCCUAUUAGCCGCAGGCGUAAUCUUUUGCUUAUCAUGUCCUGGAAGAAGAGGCGGUCCAUUAGAUUCGGGCUCUUCCCACCCGGAGAAGCCAAAACAGCUGAAGCUGCGCCAGAAGCAGCCGACCGGCAACCAAAAGAAACAGCAGCACCGCGAACAGCAGAGUCAGACUGAAACACCGGAACAAGAGGAGUCACGUCCAGAAACUCUACACCAAGAGAAGCCACAACCUCAGCAAGAGAAGAAGUCUGUCCCCGACAGAUUAAACCUGGAGAAGGAAAAGCAGUACCGGUCUCCUUCCCGAACCCGAAAUCAAGAUGCCAAGGCCGUCUACAGUCUGCACGACUACGUGUAAACAACAGUCAUUUACCGCAGGAGCAUGAGUGUUCUUACUUAUCAGACUGCCUUUCUUUGUGAGCGGCAAAAAGAGGAGGGGAAAAAUCAGUGGAGCAGCAGGAGAAAUAAUGACUUUGAUGGCGUUAUCAACCCUUCUCAUCUGUGCUUUCACUUACAGCAAGCGAAGCGGUGGAGGUAUUUCCAAAGCCUUGGAAGAGACAGACAAACUAAGGAUUGCGAAUUCUCGGGUCUUUGAUUUCACUGCAACCACAAGUGACAAAAAGGGGGCCGAAUUCGUAAGAAUGCAACACAAUUCAGCACAGUUCUGAAAGUGCUUACCAAAGGUUUUAACAAGCUAUUUAUUGCAGUCAUUUGCCUGUCAGUUGAAAAUGCAAACUCCGGCAAGCAAUUUUAUCAGCAUUUGUCCACCUGGAACCAUGUGUGGUUAGCAAGUUUUAAUUCAGAAGCUUGAUUCAUUAAGCAAUAUGUGCAUGCUGUUUGUAGAUAAUUAUGUUAAUAAUGCCGCUAAAUGGCUUGCAAACACAAAAGAGGAAAUCAGGCUUGCACCUGAGGAUGCUUCAGUCCAUUAAAUGGUGCGUGUCCAUCAGAAAAGGGAUUUUGACAUGUCCAGUCCAUAUUUUCUUUUCUCAAAGAAUGGUGAUGGGGGAGAGGCAGAGCAGCAGAGAUCGUCUGAGGUAAUGAUGCUCUUUGCUUUUCCAUUAGGUUCGCUAUGGAUGGGCGCACACUGCUCAUUUAUUGCGGGCAGGCACAGAUACACCAACACACACACAUACAUAAGCUUUCCUUCCCUCCCUCACACUCUUGCUAGAAGGGUAAUGGGGGCUUGCACCCAAUCAUGAUGAUGCUGUGCGUCAGGGUGUCAUGCCUGCAGGAAGUGCAGUUGGUCCUGUUCUAGGGCAAACAGGACGAAGAAACACGCUGUUCACCGUUUUGUCGAAAAGUAGAACCAAGGUGACAGAAAUCCCAGCGGCAGCAUUAAACUACCCCGCUGGGCAACAAUUACACCUUUGGUCUAUGUCAUUCACAGCACUUUUUUAUUCUUAUAGCGAUGCUGACUGCAUUGAGUGUUCAUUUAGAGUCAAGCUAUUGAAUGUAUUUUAGAAAGAAGACAAUGUAAUGCAAGGUAUCUGACUCAAGUUAAUACUGGAGUCAUUGUAUGUUUCCGAUUUAACAAUGGUCAAGGGCUCCUGUUGUCUCCAGCGAAACAUUUUCUGCCUUCAUUUCUGUCUCACAUAUAAGCACACAUACUGUUUAUUGUGUUUAAUACAGAAUACUCUAGAAAUUGACACAGACUGAGAGUGUAAAUAUAGACAGCAAAAAAAUGUCAUAAAGUGCCAAUAGACAAUGACUUAAUUGUACGCAUAGGCUUGAUUCUUGGGUUAAGAGUUUGAUGCCCCUGGUGAAAAUGCUGCUACUGUAUAUAUUGCAUUUUAUUUUUUCAUUAUAUUUGGUAAAGGUUAAAAUCAUAUGAAAUAGGUGUUACCCUCUGUAUCUUUUACUUUAUUAUGUCUUCUAAAAAAUGUUGUAUUUAUUAUUCCUUUUGAUUAAACUAUUUAUUUUCAAGGUAUUUGCAGAUUUAAAUGAUUGAAACUCAUUACCUCUGCAGUGGAAGUGGGCCAAAAUUAAUUAUAAUCCUGGAACAGAGGUGCACUUUCAUGUGUAACCGUUCUGUUGUAUAAAUAUCACAAUGAUUCUGACAUUAAUUCUUUAAAUUAUACGAAUGCUUGUAAUGAAUACAUGAAAUAAUUUAAUUCUUUCUUCAUGAAUAUACAAUAUAGGAUUAAGAAUAAAUAAAAUAUAAUUCGUAUUAAGUUAAUGUCAUCAUGAACACAUUUGGAUUCUUGUUUUUACGCAACACAUAUAUUAUAUAUGAGCAAUAUAACACGAGUAGCCUUAUAUCGGCACUGGUGGGAGGCCAGUGACUAUAAAGCCAUAUCGCACUGCUACUUAUGUGAUAUUGCGUUUAUACAACAGUUCGACGGCAUAACAGUGUAUAUAAUUAAAAAAAAUAAAUAAAUCAAACACGGAAAGUCUGAAAAUCUUUUUGUUACGAGGAACUACUACUUUCCUCUGCCAUUCAUUUACAUCUGCAGCUGAUGCCAGAACAGCAGAAACUGUUUCUACUUCACUAACGUCACUUCAGAGCUAGUAUUUGAAUGAUUCUUUAGCGUAAUGUCUAAAGUGAUGACAAAACAGGUGAUUUUGCUCACAUUUUAAGAUCAUAAGGCUGAACAGCAUAAAAUAUCAUCGGUCUAGAGACAUUUCAAAGUAUUUCUCUGUUGCAAUCAGGAGAUCACAAUAAUUAACCCCGAAAAAGCCAAACCAAAACAAACACUACCAGAUUACUAUGGUAUAAAUACAGCACUAUGACAUACAAAAGAGAGAAAGAGAGAGAGAGAGAGAGAGAGAGAGAGAGAGAGAGAGAGAGAGAGAGAGAGAGAGAGAGAGAGAUCGACAGAAUGUCACUUACCUGUUUUACAAUGAUUUGAACAGCUGCCGUUUGAAAUUUCGCCGAGUUUUUCCACCUCUAAGUGCUUAUUAUGCAGUCUCUGUCGCCAUCUUGUGGCAAAACGUCAACCAUCUUUGCUCUGUCAGUAUGACAGGCUGAUGGAUGUUGAUGCGCUGCAUCUCCGAAAUUAUAAAUAUUUAAAACAGGCACUAUCCUUAUAAAUAAACUGCAUCGUUGCAAUCUAAACAACUACAUUCUCACAUAAAAAAAGCCUUUAAAGUACAUUAUGUUGUCUAACUGCUGCAAUAUUUGUCAAAUUGUUGUGAGUUUAUUGAUCUGCCGUCACUCUAUGUGGGUGGAGUAAUACAGAAGGGUGAGGAGGCGGUACGAGUGCUGUUAUUGCGGAAUAUCGCACGGCUAUCAGAUUCGAGAACCAGACAGAACUGUAGACAGAGUAGACAGAAUAUAUAUAAAUAAUCAAAGUAAAUAUAUGACUGGAUUAAGCCUAUACAACAGAACACAAAAAUAUAUUUUAACUAUUUAAUGAGGUUGAUAAAAUCUAUUUCUAAUGUCUAUUUAGAAAUGAAAAUACAUUCAUUUAAAAUAAAAUGUAUAUUGAUGUUAUGAUGAAGAUGCUAGGAAUGGGGUUGUUUACAUUAUGGUCACUUUAAUUGUGUAUUGUCUGAUAUGGGUCACAUCUAAAAGACAAGUAAACAGCAGACAUUACGAACUGCUUAUUUUAGUUUGUGAUGCAAACAUAGCCCCAGGAAUCAACCCCAGGAAUACAUUUUACAUUUACUGUAAGAGAUAAUGAUGGUGAAAUACUUGGUUUCUUUUACUAAAAAAACAAGCAUGCUGUAAUCAAGAUGACGCAGUGAAUGUUGAUAAAGCAAGACCAUUUUUUCCCCAUAGCAUUACGCAGCUAUAUUGUGUUGGAUUUGUCAUUUUGAUUUCUCUAUUUUACAAAGUGAAAGCUUGUUUUAGUCCAUUUAUAAACUCCAGUAGUAAUGUGGAUCUAUCCAGUUCAAUUAAAGCACACGCCUGUACAUUUGAACGUCUUUGUUUUUGUCAUGUCACUGGAAAAUAGCCUCCUA
This is a messenger RNA of Danio aesculapii, 5119 nucleotides long. Its product is annotated as claudin-20. The record is from RefSeq and is a predicted model, not a curated record. Gene Ontology annotation, molecular function: structural molecule activity. Gene Ontology annotation, cellular component: plasma membrane; bicellular tight junction. The transcript is spliced from 3 exons. NCBI's taxonomy places the organism in Eukaryota, Metazoa, Chordata, Actinopteri, Cypriniformes, Danionidae. Bases 702 to 1574 code for a protein of 290 amino acids. Gene Ontology annotation, biological process: cell adhesion; bicellular tight junction assembly.